Messenger RNA from Colletotrichum destructivum, 1503 nucleotides. RefSeq names its product Putative major facilitator, sugar transporter, major facilitator superfamily. Bases 1 to 1503 code for a protein of 500 amino acids. Gene Ontology annotation, molecular function: carbohydrate:proton symporter activity. Gene Ontology annotation, cellular component: membrane. The transcript is spliced from 7 exons. Lineage: Eukaryota; Fungi; Ascomycota; Sordariomycetes; Glomerellales; Glomerellaceae. Gene Ontology annotation, biological process: transmembrane transport; carbohydrate transport. The record is from RefSeq and is a predicted model, not a curated record.
AUGUCACGACUAGGCACGUUUCGAGCCGUCUAUCUCGUAGCGCUCUGCUGCGUCGGGUCGUUCCUGUUUGCCUAUGAUACGGGCAUCAUCGGCGGCAUCCUCACAUUCGAGGGCUUCCAGCAAGACUUCCGAUAUGGCCCGGCUGAGAAAGCCAGCGUCGGCUCCAACUCGACGAGUCUGCUGCAGGCGGGCGCCUUCUUCUCCUGCUUCUUCAUCUGGCCCUUCACCGCAAAGUACGGCCGCCGGUGGUCCAUCAUCCUCGCCUCCGUCAUCUUCUGCGCCGGCGCCGUCGUCCAGACCAUCAACACGCACUCCCUCGCCGCCUUCUACGUCGCCCGCGUCGUCAGCGGCGUCGGCGUCGGCAUGGCCACCGUCGUCAUCCCCAUGUACUCGGCCGAGAUGGCGCCCAAGAACAUCCGCGGCACGCUCGGCAGCAUGUUCCAGUUCUUCUUCACCAUGGGCGUCAUGACCUCGUACUUUGUCGACUACGGCGUCAGCAAGCACGUCAAGGCCUCGACCAUGCAGUGGCAGAUCCCCGUCGGCCUGCAGCUCGUUCCCGGUGCGAUCCUCGGCCUGGGCAUGUUGCUCUGCAAAGAGAGCACGCGGUGGUUGGCCAAGAAGGGUCGGCGAGAGGAAGCGCUGCAGUCGCUGAUCUGGGUCCGCGGCGGCGAGCACACCCCCGAGGUAGAAGAAGAGUUUGCCGAAAUUAUCUCCAGCAUAGAGGAAGAGCAGCACCAGAAGGAAGGGCUUACGUGGAAAGAGCUGAACGAGCCCGUCAACCGAUACCGCAUCUUCCUCAUCAUUGCCCUCCAGAUUGGUGUCCAACUUACCGGCAACACUUCCUUGGCAUACUAUGCCCCCCAGGUCUUUGCGGCGGUGGGCGCGGGACAGAACAACCUCCUGAUCACGGGCUUCUUCGGCCUCGUCAAGGUCAUCUCGUGCCUCUUCUACCUCUUGUUCCUCGUUGAGCGUAUCGGCCGGCGCGGCUCGCUCCUCGGCGGAGCGUUCCUGAUGGGCACUUACAUGCUCAUCAUCGCCUGCUUGACCGCCACUCACCCGCCCAAGUCCAUCGACCAGGGCUUGACUUCGACGGCCAUUGCCUCGAUGACGAUGAUUUACCUCGAGGCCAUGUCGUACAACAUAUCGUGGGGCCCCGCCCCCUGGGUGUACAUGGGCGAGGUCUUCCCGACCCGCAUCCGCGAGGCCGGUAUCGCUAUCGGUACCUCGACGCAGUGGCUCUUCAACUUCGUCUUCUCUCAGGUCACGCCUCAUGCAGUGCAGAACCUCGGCUGGAGGACGUUUCUCAUGUUCUGCAUCUUUAACUGGGCCCUCGUCGUGUUCGUCUGGUUCUUCAUCAAGGAGACGAAGGGCAAAUCCCUCGAGGAGAUGGACGCACUGUUCUCGAGAAAGAUCCUUGGAAGUGACGCCGAAAACUCCCUGGAGAAGCGUAGCGGGGACCAGGAUGCCACUCGAGUUCCGCAGAACAUUGACCGAAAGGAGUAG